AUGGAGAACUCAGAAUCGGAUGAGCCAGACAAGAAGCGGCCUCAUCUCGAUUCUCCUGUUUCGCCCGCCAUGUCUCGUAAUCACGCCAGUUCUCCGACCAAGAAUCAAACCGUUGAUGUUAUGGUUCUCCAUCACCAGAAUCAAAAGCUUGUUCAACAAUUGGAUGUCCAAAAGCGCGAAUUGCGUGAUCUAGAAGCCAAGAUUGCAGAACUGAAAGGUAAUCAGGCUUCAUAUGAUGAGAUUCUCAUCACAACAAAUCAAGUGUGGAAUCAGUUGGUCGACGAUUUGGUUCUACUUAGUGCACGAGCUGGUGGUGGCCCGAAUGUGCUACAAACUUUCGACGAUGCAGAUUAUUCUCGAGGUUCGGUCCCAUCUUGUCCUGCUGAGGAAGUGUUUCUUUGUAGACUUCUGGGGAAGGAUUCACUUCAAAACCGUCAAAAUGAUGGAAUUGCUGAAUAUACCAAUGAAAUGCUUGCUUCACGCCUUUCCUCCAGUAUAGGGUUGAUGGAGUCUUUGGAAUCCAUUAUUGAUACUCAGAGGACGGAGACUGUGAGCAUAAGACAGGCUUUUGAAGGAAAGCUAUCUGCAGAAGAUGCCAUCAUUCAGUUGUCGAGGCUUGAUGAUAUGAUGAGAGAAGAAGCACGGAAUCUGCAGGAGGUGAUUGAUAUUCUCCAUGUAAAGCAUAAAGAAUACAUGGAGGGAAUUGAGAACUACACAAGCAUGCAUUCAACAGAACAAUCUGAAAUUUCACGCCUUGCAGGUGAGCUGGAAGAAUGUAUGGUUGAACUAGAAGACAGCAGAAGAAAGUUGAUCAAUCUGGAGAUGCAAAAAGAUACUGAUGCUGAAAUGCAUGGUCCAGUUCCAAGUGCUGCAAAUGGAAGCAUGUCCCCAGAGAAGUCUUCUGAUAGAUCUAAGGGAUUGCGAGAGUUGCGAGAUUCCAUAGAGGAAAUUAAGUUGCUAGCUGCUGCCCGUCUUUCUGAGCUUCAAGAUGCACAAGAAGAAAAUCAGAUCUUAUCAAAAGAUUUGGAAGUUCUUCAGAAUGACCUGAAGGAUGAUAAACAUAUCUACUCAUCUCGUCUCUACAACUUAGUGAACGAUCAGCUUCAACACUGGAAUGCUGAGGUGGAGCGGUAUAAAGUUCUGCUUGAGGCUUUGCAGGCUGAUAGGUCUUCAAUUGUCAGAAGGGAGAAGGAAGUAAGUAUAAAAUUGGAGUCAGUUGACUUUGCCAGGAAUUCAAUAGCCAGUGACAAUUCUGGAAUUGAAGAGCUCGAAGCUCAGCUGCAGAAGUGUAAGAUUGAAAAGAAUGAUCUUGAGAUUAAAGCGGAGGAAGCUGUCCAAGAUUCUGGGAGGAAGGAUAUUAAAGCAGAGUUCCGUGUUAUGGCCUCUGCAUUAUCCAAGGAAAUGAGUAUGAUGGAAGUUCAAUUGAAUCGAUGGAAGCAAACAGCAGAUGAAGCGCUUGCUUUGCAAGAAAAAUCCCGAUCAUUGAAAGCUUUGUUGAUUGAAAAGACGAAUGAACAAGACAGCUUGGCAGGAAAGUGUGCUGAACAAGUGAUAGAAAUAAAAACAUUGAAGACUCAGGUUGAAAGUUUGCAGAAGGAGAAACUGGAGCUGCAGACGAUAUUGGAUAUGUAUGGGCAGGAAGGCUCUAAUAAUAGAGACAUCAACGAAAUCAAAGAAUCCACACGGAGGGCUCUUUCUCAAGUUGAAGCCUUAAGGAGUGCCUUAGAUGAACAUCCUCUUCAGUUGAGAGUUAAAGCGGCUAAUGAGGCUGAGAUGGCGUGCCAACAAAGACUUACUGCUGCUGAAGCUGAAAUUUCGGAAUUAAGGGCCAAAUUGGAUGCUUCUAAAAGAGAUGUAAUGGAGCUCAAUGAAGCAAUUGCUAUCAAAGAGAAGGAUGCUGAGGCAUUUAUUUCUGAAAUUGAGACUGUUGGUCAAGCCUAUGAAGAUAUGCAGACGCAGAACCAGCAUCUACUGCAACAAGUUACUGAAAGAGAUGACUACAAUAUCAAGCUCGUUUCUGAUAGUGUGAAGACAAAGCAGGCCCACAGCAUUUUGGUAGCUGAGAAACAGGCCCUGACAAAGCAACUUCAACAGUUAAAUGCAUCAAUAGAACAAGUGAAAACGAGGAUCGCCCAUAGUGAGGAACAAAUGAAAACAUGUUUUGCUGAUGCAAUCCGGUAUACUGAAGAAGAAAGACAUCUAGCAGUCACUCUCGAGAUGGCUCGGUGGGAACUAACAGAUGCUGAGAAGGAACAGAAAUGGAUCAAAUAUGCUAUUGCUUCUUCUGAAAAGGAAUAUGAGCAGAUCCAAAAGAAGUCGGAUGAAGUAAGAACAGAGCUGGAGAAUGAAAGAUAUGAGAGGCAGAAAGUGGAGGAAGAGCUGUUGGAGCUGAACAAUCAGAUCGCCGAGUUGAUUUCAGAGACCAGUGAAGCUGCUAUAGAAAGACUCCAGGAUGAAAUUAAUGACUGCAAAAGGAUUCUCAAGUGCAGUGUAUGCUCGGAUCGGCCCAAGGAAGUUGUGAUCGUGAAAUGUUAUCACCUGUUCUGCAAUCCGUGCAUCCAAAGAAAUCUGGAGUUACGGCAUCGUAAGUGCCCUGGGUGUGGAACAGCCUUCGGUCAGAGCGACGUACGGUUCGUAAAGAUAUGA
Messenger RNA from Linum trigynum, 2646 nucleotides. The record is from the annotation of a GenBank genome assembly. Lineage: Eukaryota; Viridiplantae; Streptophyta; Magnoliopsida; Malpighiales; Linaceae.